Messenger RNA from Myripristis murdjan (pinecone soldierfish), 1251 nucleotides. RefSeq names its product cholinergic receptor, muscarinic 4b (gene chrm4b). Gene Ontology annotation, cellular component: synapse; plasma membrane; dendrite. Gene Ontology annotation, molecular function: G protein-coupled acetylcholine receptor activity; G protein-coupled serotonin receptor activity. The record is from RefSeq and is a predicted model, not a curated record. Lineage: Eukaryota; Metazoa; Chordata; Actinopteri; Holocentriformes; Holocentridae. The transcript has 2 exons. Bases 1 to 1251 code for a protein of 416 amino acids. Gene Ontology annotation, biological process: G protein-coupled receptor signaling pathway, coupled to cyclic nucleotide second messenger; adenylate cyclase-inhibiting G protein-coupled acetylcholine receptor signaling pathway; chemical synaptic transmission.
AUGGCACACCCACCUGAGACCGAGCUUAACACCUCCAGCUGCCUCUGCCCAUGCAUUAACAGCUCCUGUGACUCUUCCACCAGAGACUCUUCCCCAUAUAGCACAGUUCAGCUGAUCCUUAUCGUCAUGGUAACCAUCCCCCUCAGUGUCAUCACAGUCCUGGGAAACACGCUGGUGAUUUUCUCAAUCAAAGUCAAUCGUCACCUAAGGACCAUCAAUAACUACUUCCUGUUAAGCCUGGCAGUUGCUGACCUGAUCAUCGGUCUUGUCUCCAUGAACCUGUACACUCUGUACUUGGUCCGGGGCCACUGGCCCUUGGGAGCUGUAGUCUGCGACCUGUGGCUGGUUCUGGACUAUGUUGUCAGUAAUGCCUCAGUCAUGAACCUACUCAUCAUCAGCUUGGAUCGCUACCUCUGUAUGACCCGCCCACUCAGCUACCCGGCUUGGCGGACGGGCAGAAUGGCCGGCCUGAUGAUUGCUGCUGCCUGGCUGCUUUCCUUCAUCCUCUGGGCUCCAGCCAUUCUCUGCUGGCAGACCAUCACUGGCAAACGCAUUGUCCCCGAUGGUGAGUGUUAUAUCCAGCUGCUUGCCAGCCCUGCCAUCACCCUAGGGACCACACUUCCCUCCUUUUACCUGCCAGCGCUCAUCAUGAUCGUCCUGUACAGCCGCGUGUACGCCGCCAGCCGGAGUCGAUUGAGCUCGCUCCAGACAGAACAAGGGACAGUGAGGAUGUCCAGUCCUUCCAUCAAAGACUUCUUCAUGAAAAGUAGAAGCUGGUUUCCCAGUGACCCAGACACAAAAACAGGCUCAGACACUCUGAACCAGUCAGAGUCCAGCAGUGCGCCGAAGCCCAGAAGGAACCGGAAAGUGUCCAGAACCCCUGGAGUCUCCUCUGAGCCUGCAGCUGGUGAGGCUAACUGCAUAACAGCUUCAGCAACCUACUCCACCUUCUCCAGCUCUACAAAGUACCAGGAAAGAAGGAGGCGUCGAAUAACGGCGAGGGAGAGGAAGGUCACCAGGACUAUUCUGGCCAUACUCCUGGCAUUCAUCCUUACCUGGACGCCAUACAACAUCAUGGCUAUCAUCGGCACCUUCUGUCACGUCUGUAUUCCUGACACCCUGUGGACCACAGGCUACUGGCUCUGCUACAUCAACAGCACCAUCAACCCAGGCUGCUACGCUCUAUGUAAUGUCACCUUCAGAAAAACCUUCUGCAGCCUUCUUCAAUGCCACAGUAGAAAGCUACGGUGA